This is a messenger RNA of Megachile rotundata (alfalfa leafcutting bee), 3040 nucleotides long. RefSeq names its product WD repeat-containing protein 3. Gene Ontology annotation, molecular function: snoRNA binding; protein binding. Lineage: Eukaryota; Metazoa; Arthropoda; Insecta; Hymenoptera; Megachilidae. The record is from RefSeq and is a predicted model, not a curated record. Gene Ontology annotation, biological process: maturation of SSU-rRNA. Gene Ontology annotation, cellular component: small-subunit processome; Pwp2p-containing subcomplex of 90S preribosome.
GGGAAACUUGUGGUUCUAACUUCAUUAUUCAACCAUGUCAAAUGUUAUAGCGGAAAGCAUCACUCACGUGUUAUGUGAAUUCCUAACCUAAAAUUAUGAAAAUUUGUAAUAUAAAAUAGCUCUUCAACUUAUAUACCAUAUAUUUGUAAUGAAAAUAAAUGUUUUUAUGAGUAUAUUUUGGUACACUAUUUAAUAAAUGCAAAAUGGGUUUAACAAAGCAAUAUUUGAGAUAUGUACCAGCAGGAAAUACAAACAUUAUUGUUAGUCCUGCGUGUAAUAUUGUGUUUGUAACAUUACAAGGCCAAGAAGGUAGAUUCGUGGCAGUUGGUGCAUGUGAACAUGUUUUUGUAUGGGAUUUACGUUUAGGAGAAAAGGCUCAAGUAUUAUCUGGAGAUAAAGCAACUGUAACAUGUUUAGCUGCAUCUCCUAAUAAACAACAUAUAGCAGUUGGUUACAUGGACGGUACUAUAAAAACUUUUAAUUUGGAAUCGGGAGAAAAUACAAGUAUAUUUGUAGGUCAUCGAUCUGAAAUUACAACAUUAGUAUAUGACAGCAAAGGACAUAGGUUAGCUUCUGGUUCUAAGGAUACAGACAUUAUUCUUUGGGACAUAGUAGCUGAAACUGGAAUAUGUCGACUGAGUGGGCAUAAAGGUGUAAUAACUAAACUAGUAUUUAUGAGUAAUCAUAAUAUUAUUAUUAGUGCCAGUAAAGAUACAUUUGUAAAAUUUUGGGAUAUUGAUACUGAACAUAAUUUUAGAACUCUUGUUGGUCAUAGAACAGAGGUUUGGAGUCUAGCUUUGGUUAAAAAUGAUCAUUAUUUAGUAACUGGUUGUAAUGAUAAUGAAUUACGUGUAUGGAAAAUAUUUUUUACUGAUACAGAAACUGUAGAUAUUAAUUUGCAAGAAUUAACUCUUACUGAUGAUGCUGAAGUUAGCGACAUGAAACAUCCUUUGAGGUGUGAGAAAAUUGGAAGUAUACUGAGAAGCAGCCGUGGACGAGUUGUAUCUCUUGAAGUUGAUACAACGCAUACUAUUAUUGGAUGUCAUGGAGUAGAUAAUACAGUGGAUCUAUUUCAAUUAUUACCUGAUACCAAAGUAAAAGAAAAUGUUGCUAAACGAUUACGGAAGGAACGGAAAAAGGCAGAGAAAAAUGGAAGUAAUAUAGAAGAAAAUGUUUCGAAAGUACCAACUAUAAAGGAUGAAAUCAUUCGUUUACCUAUUAUCAAAAUAUCUGCUAAAGCUAAAGGAUUAGACAUGGUAAUGGGUAGAGGAGGUGAACUCAGAAUAUGUGUUGGAGUUAAUAAUAAUUCUAUAGAGUUAUAUUCUUUACUUACCCAAGAAAAAGAUAUUGAAAUAAAACAAUUGAGAUCAAUAACGAUUCAUGGUCAUCGUACGGACGUUCGUGCUGUUUGUUUUAGCUCUGAUAAUUUGGCUUUUGCAACAGCUAGUGGAGAUUCUGUAAAAUUAUGGAAUAGACCGACUUUAGCAUGUUUACGUACUGUACAAUGUGGUUAUGCUUUAACAUUAACGUUUGUGCCAGGAGACAGACAUUUAAUAGUAGGUUUGAAAGAUGGUAAAAUGUUGAUUAUAGAUAUUACAGCAGGUGAUAUUUUAGAAGAAGUACCUGCACAUUCAAAGGAACUUUGGAGCGUUACGCUAUUUCCUGAUAAGAAAGGAGUAGCUAGUGGUGGGGGUGAUCAAACAGUAAAAUUUUGGAAUUUUGAACUUAUCGAAGAUCCCGAUAGAGAAAUAAAGGCGAAAGUUUUGUCUGUACUACAUUUAAAAACUUUAAAACUAGAGGAUACUGUAUUAUGCGUAAGAAUAAGUCCUAAUAAUAGAUUUGUUGCAGUCGCAUUGCUUGAUUCUACUAUAAAAAUUUUCUUCCUUGAUACAUUUAAGUUUUUUAUCUCACUUUAUGGACAUAAAUUACCGGUUUUAUGUAUGGAUAUAUCCAGUGACUCAACACUCAUUACCACUGGUUCUGCAGAUCGAAAUAUUAAAAUUUGGGGUCUCGAUUUCGGAGAUUGUCAUAAAUCAAUAUUUGCUCAUGAUGAUUCUGUCACAGGAUUAUCAUUCGUUCCUGGUACACAUUAUGUUUUCACUUGUGGAAAAGAUGGAAGAAUAAAAGAAUGGGACGCUGAUAGUUUCCACAAAAUUGUAACAUUGCAUGGUCAUACAGGAGAAGCUUGGAAUUGUGCUGUCUCUCCAAAUGGUAUUUAUGUCGUAUCUUGUGGAUCGGAUAAAGUCGUUAGGUUAUACGAACGAACUUCAGAACCUUUAGUUCUUCAAGAUGAAGAAGAAGAGGAGAGGGAACGUCAAGAAAAUGAAUUAGCUACUGGAGAUACUACCGUUGUGCCAGGGCAAAAACAACAAUCUUUACCUUCAAGAAAAACUGUGUCUAGUGAAAAAGGAGCUGAAUUGAUAAUGGAAUGUUUAGAAGUAUCUGAAGAAUAUAACGAACAAUUAUUAAAAGCGGCAGCAUUAGGUAUCAAUACAACGCCUCCUGUUCCUUUACAAAUGCAAGCUUACAAUUGUACAACCACAGAUGAUUACUUUUUAGAAACAAUCAAACGAAUCAGAGCAAGUGAUUUAGAAGAAACAUUAUUAUUAUUACCAUACUCGAUUGCUUGUAAAAUUCUCAAAAUGCUUCCCAAAUUAUUACAAUCAGAUUAUCACACGGAAUUAAUAGCAAGAUUAGCCCUAUGUUUAAUACAAGCUCAUCAUGGUCCUAUUAUAAGUACAGAAGAACUUUUGCCUGUAUUAGAAACUGUGAAAGAACUUGCUAUAAAAAAAGUUUCCAAUCUAAAGGAUAUGAUUGGUUUUAAUUUACACGGAAUGAUGUAUUUGCAACGCGUUAUUGAAGAGAAGGAAGGAAUACAAUUUUUCAGAGACGCAACUAAAAGCAGUAAACAUAAAAACAGAGUUAGAAAAAAUAAAGAAAAGGCAUUGAAACGAGCAAUUAUGUCGUUGUAAUAGUUUGUAUUCAAUUGUAACAAAAUUUUGUAUAUAUUUUUAAUAAAAAUAAAAAUUAUCUAAUUUUA